UUAGCAUUUAGCUCAUUCAUAUCGACUCAGGAGCUCUCUGUAAGGUGUCUACAGUAUUGUGUGAGUAUUUCCGCUCUAAUUCACAUCAACAUGAGUGAUCCGUGGCAGGAGUGCAUGGACCACUGUGUGGAGGUCACCAAACGGGCUGGAGAGAUGAUCCGCGAGGCGCUCAAAAAGGACAUCGCCGUCAUGGAGAAGAGCUCACCGGUUGACCUGGUGACCGAGACGGACCAGAAAGUGGAGCAGCUCAUUAUAUCUUCCAUUAAGGAAAAGUACCCCACACACAGCUUCAUAGGUGAGGAGUCGGUAGCAGCAGGCGCCCCCAGCGUUCUCACUGACAAUCCCACGUGGAUCAUCGACCCCAUCGACGGUACCACCAACUUUGUUCACAGGUUCCCAUUUGUGUCUGUAUCAAUUGGCUUCACGGUGAAGAAAGAGAUAGAGUUUGGGAUUGUCUACAGUUGUAUUGAGGACAAGAUGUACACAGCACGGAAAGGGAAAGGAGCAUUUUGCAAUGGAGUCCCUAUCAAGGUGUCUGGACAGGAAGAUAUCAGCAAAUCUUUAGUGCUGACUGAAAUGGGCUUCAAACAGGAUCCCGAGAAGUUCAAAACAAUGUUGGCCAACAUCAAAACCAUCCUCUCCAUCCCCGUUCAUGGUAUCCGCUCCCCAGGCAGCGCAGCUGUCAACUUGUGUCUGGUAGCGUGUGGGUCGGCCGACGCCUACUAUCACAUGGGCAUCCACUGCUGGGACAUGGCUGGAGGGGCGGUGAUUGUCACUGAAGCUGGAGGAGUUAUCAUGGAUAUUUCAGGUGGACCAUUUGAUCUGAUGUCUCGGAGGCUGAUCGUGGCUAGCAGCAGAGGAAUAGCUGAACGCAUCGCCAAGGAGAUAACAGAGUUUAACGUUGGCAGGGACGACACAGAGGGCUAGUAACUUUCCACAGUCUCUUCUGCCUACUUAACAGUUAUCCACACACAUAUACACACAACUCUUUUGUAUUUGACAAGUCAGGAUUUUGUCUUUGCCUUAAGAACCAAAAUUAUAAACUUACCUCUGAAGGACAGCUGAUUGGGUUUAGCAAUCAGGGUUCAAAAUUAACCUUUUUUUUCAUCCACCGUCCAAAAAAAGGUUAGUGAAUGUUCUCAUUUUACCAUCCAAUAAAUUACCAUUGUGUUAUAGUUUUGUUUGCUUGUGAACGAAGCUAAUCUACCAGCCACUUGCCUAUUUUACUAGCAUUUGGCUAGCUGCUGGUGCUAAUUUUGAGCCCUUUUAGCAUUUGUAUCAGUUGUCUUAUACAUACCGUUAUUAUUGUUUUUUUCCCUUUUUCCGUCCUAGUCAUGAUUUUAAAAGGAUAUUUAUAUUAAUGUAUGUCAACAAUGCAGCCAGGAUACAAUCAAGGAACUUCACAGAUACAAUACCUCAAUGUUGCACUAUUAAAGUCAUUUUAGAAUCACAGUGUUCAGGUUUUCAGUAAUGUUGCUUUUUCCACAUAGGAUUUUGAUGUUUUAUUGUUUAGGUUAUUGUAUUCAGUUAAAUGUGUUGCUUUGGUAGAUUUGUUCAUGCAGUAAAAUCUUGAAUUUGAAAGCCAUUAUUAGCUUGCACUAUGACAAUAUAAGUAUAUGUUCUCCAAAGCACUGUAGUGUGUAACUCCACAGGUAUUUGACAUUGACAAUGCUCUUAAAAAUAUGUGCAUCUUGUGCAAA
Molecule: messenger RNA, 1700 nt
Organism: Scomber japonicus (chub mackerel)
Lineage: Eukaryota; Metazoa; Chordata; Actinopteri; Scombriformes; Scombridae
Gene: impa2
Product: inositol monophosphatase 2
Exons: 9
Coding region: 91-927 (278 amino acids)
Biological process (GO): signal transduction; inositol metabolic process; phosphatidylinositol phosphate biosynthetic process
Molecular function (GO): inositol monophosphate 1-phosphatase activity
Source: RefSeq, a predicted model, not a curated record